ACAAAGAUGGCAACCGUAACUGAUGUUGUUGUCGCAUGGUAAUGGUGGAAAAAUUAUAAUCGCUGUGCUGAAUUCCGAAGUGCAAUCAUGGGGGAAAGCACUGUCACCUUGAGAACGAAAAAAUUCAUGUCAAAUCGGCUGUUAUGUAGAAAACAAAUGGUGGUGGACGUGAUCCAUCCCGGCAAGGGAUCCGUGCCCAAGACGGAGAUCCGCGAGAAGCUGGCCAAGAUCUACAAGACCACCCCGGACCUGAUCUUCUGCUUCGGAUUCCGGACCCAGUUCGGGGGCAGGAAAUCCUCCGGAUUCGCCCUCAUCUACGACACCCUGGACUACGCCAAGAAGUUCGAGCCCAAGUACAGGCUCAUCAGGAACGGUUUCGGCGAGAGGACGAGGACCGGUAGGAAACAAAGGAAAGAAAGAAAGAACAGAAUGAAAAAAGUGAGAGGCACAAAGAAAGCGAAAGUAGGCGCAGCGGCUGGCAAAAAGAAACAUUAGAGCCUGGCGAGGACCAAUGCAGCCGAUGUAUUCUUUUCUGCUUUCCCACAUAAUGAAGAUCGAGUCGUGUAUCCAGUUUUCACAAUAAAUUCAUAUAUGUACGUC
Uloborus diversus is the source of this 600-nucleotide messenger RNA. It is a transcript of the gene RpS24, whose product is annotated as 40S ribosomal protein S24-like. Gene Ontology annotation, cellular component: ribosome. Bases 88 to 495 code for a protein of 135 amino acids. Gene Ontology annotation, molecular function: structural constituent of ribosome. Gene Ontology annotation, biological process: translation. The record is from RefSeq and is a predicted model, not a curated record. NCBI's taxonomy places the organism in Eukaryota, Metazoa, Arthropoda, Arachnida, Araneae, Uloboridae. The transcript has 6 exons.